Oppia nitens is the source of this 1166-nucleotide messenger RNA. RefSeq lists its product as uncharacterized. NCBI's taxonomy places the organism in Eukaryota, Metazoa, Arthropoda, Arachnida, Sarcoptiformes, Oppiidae. The transcript is spliced from 2 exons. The record is from RefSeq and is a predicted model, not a curated record. Bases 59 to 1144 code for a protein of 361 amino acids.
AACAAAUUAUUAAUAAUAUCACAGUUAGAAUACUAUAUUUACUACUAGUUUUUUAAAAAUGCAAUUAUUAAAACAAAUAUUGUUAUUUGCAGUUAUUGUAGUAUCAGCAGUAAAAGCUUCAUCACUUGUAUGGAUCAAAUCAAAUGAAUUGGAGGCCGAUAUCACUAAAGAGAAAUUAUUGUCAGAUAUACAUAACAUAACCCAUGAAAUAACCAAAUUGUCUGCUGAAUGGAAAGCUAAAGGUUGCGAUGAUUUGGCCAAACAAUUGGACGUAUAUUUAACUAAAUUGUCGGGUAUUCAGCAUAACGUAGAAAAAGCUGAUCCCAAGACAGUUGACGGACAGGUAGUUAUUGAAAGUAUGUCCAUAGCGUUUGACAGUUUGAUCACUGAAAUAAAAGAAACAGUUAUUAUUGGUAAUCGACAAAUUGGCAAAAAUAACAAACAAAUAGUCAAACAAUUUGCAUACAAUUUGUUUUCUUAUAACAGAAGUUUAACUGAUUUUAUAAAUAAAUUGAAACGUUAUGAGGAUAAUGUACUGGAAAAAAUUAAUUCAACAAAACUUAAUCAACUAAUUGAUUUGGCCAAAAAAGAUACCCAGAUUAUUGAAUCAAUUGUAAAAAAUUGGACAACCAUAACUGAUUUUGGGACAGCCUAUUAUCAAAUUGGUAGCUUAUCACCUACCAAAGCUGAGUUAGUUGAUUUGCUCAAUAAAGAUAUUGUAACGACAAGUAAAUAUGUAACUGAAUGGCGGGGUAAAGGCUAUGAGGAGUUGGCCAAAAAAAUUACAGUAAUUGAUACAAAAUUGAAGUCAAUGUUAUCGAGUGUGGAAAAAGCAGAUCCGAAAACACCUGACGGACAGGUCCUCAUUGAAGGUAUGGCUGUGGCCCGGGAACGGGUCCAACAGGACUAUAUUAAACUGAUUACUGAAGGAAAUCAAGAAAUUGGCAAAAAUAAUAGACAAUUAGUUGGAAAACUGUCGGACACUGUAGACAACUAUAGGAAAGUGGCAGAAAUUUUAAGCAAUAAGAUUCAAUCAAUUGAUGAUAUUAUAGUCUCAAAGUUAGACACAUCAGUGCUUAGAGUAUUACAACAACAAUCUAUUGAUAAUAACAAAGAUAUUCAAACAAUGAGCAGAGACUGGUAAUUAAAUAUAUAAUUUAUAAUAA